AUGGUUGCAGCAGCAAAGACAGAAACUCCCAAAGGAAGCGGUGGGUCAGCACUGAAACGUUUGAAGGCAUCCUUGCGUACGGCAGGCAUCGUCGGCCAGCAAGGAAAAGCAAGCCGAUCCAAGAAGGAAAAGAAGCGUGGUAGACCGUCCGAAGUUGGCAAAAACGAUGCCAAGGACAAGUUGCAGCUGAUUCGCGAUGAGUUUAAUCCUUUCGAAUUAAAGACCAAUCACACUAAAUUCGAAGUGAUCGGACGCAAGAUGAAGGGUGCCGCCGGUAAACCAACACUGAGCAAACAGAUUGGUGAGGAAAACCGCAAGAAGACUCUCUUGACCGAAUUGAAAAACAAAAACCGUAUUGGUGGUAUCAUCGAUAAGCGUUUUGGUGAAAGCAAUCCCCACUUGACACCUGAAGAAAAGAUGCUCGAGAGAUUUACCAAAGAACGACAGCGUAAUGCUCGUUCAGCGACAUCCUUGUUCAAUUUGAAUGACGACGACGAAAUUGAAUUGACUCAUUACGGUCAAUCUUUGUCGACCAUGGACGAUUUCGACGAUGCCGGUCUUGCUCUGAGCGAUGACGAGAACGAUAAAGGGCAACUUGACCGAUCCAUCGUUUCUCAAAUGCAUUUCGGCGGUUUCGAUGAGGAUAAGCGGGAAGGUGAAGGUGAACAUCGCAAAUCGAAGAACGAAAUUAUGAAAGAACUUAUUGCCAAGAGUAAGAUGCACAAGGCCGAACGACAACUCGCCAAGCAAGAAGAUGAAGCAUUGCGUGAGGGUCUCGAUGAUGAUCUGGAAGAAAUUCGUGGACUGUUAGACACCAGCAAACCGGCCGGUCGAAAGCCUCUACCUUCGCAAAGCUCUUUGUUCGCCAAGUAUGAAGCAUCGGCGGAGAAGGAAGAAGAUGAAGACAAUUACGGCGAUUACGAUAAGGCGAUUCGUGAGCUUGCCUCCGAUCGACGUGCCAUGGCCACCGAUCGAACCAAGACGGAAGAAGAAAUUGCUUUGGAAGAGAAGGAGAAAUUAGAAAAGGCUGAACGAGCGAGAAAGCGACGUAUGGAGGGCCUCGAUUCCGAGUCCGAGGAUGAAGAUCGACACAAGCGUGGUCAUAAGAGAAAGAAAGCGGCCGGUCCUCAAGCGGAUGACUUGGACGAUGAUUUUGUGGAAGAAAUGGAAGAUGAAGCUUCUCGUCUCGGCAAGGGUCUCACUUUGGAAGAUAUCCAGAGAGGUUUUGUCGAUGAUGAUGAUGAGGAAGGUGACAUGGAUGACGAUGAACAGUCCGAUGAUGAAGAUGAAGAAGAGAGCGACGAGGAAGCGGAUGAGGACGAAGAGGAAGAGUUUGAAGAGACCGACAACGAGGAUUUGGAAAGUGAAGACGAAGAAAUCGCUCAAUUCGACGAGGACGAAGAUGAUAUGAACGAAUUCGGCGCCACGGGCCAGCUGAAGAAAAAGACCACCGCCAAAAAAACAAAGCAGAGUGACGAAAAGCGCGAAAUUCCGUAUACCUUUGAAUGUCCUACGUCGCAUUCAGAGUUAUUGGAGAUUUUGGACGGUCUCACCGUGGAGGACGUGGUGGUGGUUGUGAAGCGCAUUCGUGUUCUCUACCAUAUCAAACUGGCUGCGGAAAACCGAGCGAAGCUGAGUACAUUUCUUGGUGUGCUUCUGGAUCAUAUAUCCUAUGUUGCGUCUACGGUGGAUCCUUUGCCUAAUAAGGUCUUGGAAGAUUUGACCGCUCACGCUUACGGUAUUGCACAACAAGUUCCUGAAAGCGCGGCCGAUGUGUUCAAUGCCAAGUUGAAGCAAAUGCAUAAUACGAUGGCACAGAAGAUCAACCAACCCGGUUCCGCAUGGCCCGACGUCGAAGAUUUGACCACUCUUCGAGUGAUAGGUCAGGUUUUCUCGACUUCCGAUUUAAACCAUCCCGUGGCUACACCCGCCAUGCUUUUCAUGGGUCACGCCUUGGCUCAAUGUCGCAUUCAAAGUGAGAUCGAUAUCGGACGAGGUCUGUUCUUGGUGAUGCUUUUCUCAGAGUACCAAGUUGUCUCCAAACGCUAUAUACCCGAAGUGAUGAAUUUCCUGGGUCGAGCACUGAUUCUAUUAUCGCCGGUUGAGCUGUUUAAGAAACAUCUUCCCGGUCUCUUUCCUAUGCCCGAAGAAAGUGUGAAGCUCCACAUCAAAGACGCGGUAGCAGACGAUAUCGAACACAUUUCAUCCAUCGGUUUAGCACAGCUCGCCACGGAAACGCUGGAAAACGAUCAAGCAAUGCGAUUAAGCUUGUUCCAGGGUGUCCUGCGUAUGUUGGAACGAUAUCUGCAACUUUAUGCAUCCACACCCGCCCUGGUUGAAGUAUUCGAGCCUUUCUCUGCCAUCAUCUCGCAGAUCCGCAGCACAACAUGGCACAAGGAUAUCGAGGCUUUGUUGACUGCUCUAUAUGAUCGACUCCAACGACAGAUCAAGUUUUGCAAGGAUAAACGAACCAAGACUCCAUUACGGAUGCAACAACAUCGCCCCAUACCCAUUGCACAGCACUUGCCCAAGUUUGAAAAGGCGUAUUCGAUGGAUCGUCACUAUGAUCCUGAUCACGAACGUGCCCAAGUGAGCAAACUCAAGUCGCAGCUAAAGAAGGAGAAGAAGGGAGCUAUGCGCGAAUUACGCAAGGACAAUAUGUUCAUUGCUAGAGAGAAGGCCAAGGAGCGCAAGCAGAAGGAUGAAGAGUAUAAUAAGAUGAUCAAGGGCGUCAUGACCAUCCUUGAAGGCGAUCAAGCAGAGAAGAAUCGCUUGGAGCGCGAGAAAAAGAAAUUGUAA
Molecule: messenger RNA, 2799 nt
Organism: Radiomyces spectabilis
Lineage: Eukaryota; Fungi; Mucoromycota; Mucoromycetes; Mucorales; Radiomycetaceae
Product: nucleolar protein 14
Exons: 7
Coding region: 1-2799 (932 amino acids)
Biological process (GO): maturation of SSU-rRNA
Cellular component (GO): Noc4p-Nop14p complex; small-subunit processome; nucleolus
Source: RefSeq, a predicted model, not a curated record